GUGGGGAAGGUGGAGGAGGGGGAGCCCCGCCGAAUCGAGGGGUUAUGAGAGCCCUGGGACCGGCCUGUGGUCUCGGUGGGUGCCGGAGAUGGAGGGCGUGGGAGUGGGCAGAUGUGGGACGUGUCGGAGGAAAGGGAUGCGAGCUGAAGUCUGUUACUGAGCUGAACCUCAUUUUCUGGGAUGACAGGGAGGUUCCCCAGGCAGGAGUAAAAUCUUAAGGAACUACAUUUUCCAAAGUAGCUGGGUCGCUAAGUCUGAUUUAAUAGGGAAUGUUAUACCCAUCUUCGCAUCGGAUACCUGCCUGGGCAAGCUGCUCCCUGUUUUGGAUGAUGUGCUGAAGGCUGCUGUCCCCAUGCACCACAGUGCCUGGGUCACGUACUCCGUGGGUCAGGCAGGAGGCUUGCCAGCAUUCCGGGUUAGCUGGUUUGUCUGCAGCUGUGCACUGGAGCCAGAGGAGAGUUUCCAUUGGGACUGUGACCCACCCGCCGGGAGAUGCAGGAGGAGAUAGGCAAGUGUGGGCAGGGAGAGCCAUAGUGCAGGGCUGGCUCCUCUGCUCAGGCAGCGUCUCAGCAUUUGGGGUUUUGCAGACUGGAAGUGAUGCCUUGCUGUCUUUGAUUCAGCUCUGCAACGGAUAAAUAAAAACCCAAACAAAAUCAAACUCAGCGAGUGUUUCUGUGUUGACCUGUUAGUUUUUCUGGAGCAGAUCCCGUUAGUGUAGAAACCUGCUGUAAAUCUGCUAGGAGAGUGUCCUGCUCCCAAGUGCAUGUGGGUGAUCACUGGACAUUUAAUUAGUCGGCAUUGAAACCACAGGCUGCUUAAGAAAAUAAAUUGUUCAUGGCUGUCUUUAGUCCAAACCUUGUAAUCUCAAAGUGUUGCUUGGCAAUUCCAAGUGCAGUGAAAGGCAGCCCAUGUGCCUUUGUGCAGUGAGUGUGUAGUUAGCUCACCUUUCCUUUUCCUCUCAGGGGGAAUUUCUUUACUGUGUGCAUGUUUAUGUUUUCUCUCUUUCCAUCUUCAGGACCACUUGCUGUUUUGUGCACAUCCAAGAGUUCCCUGUGUUCCCAAAGUGCUGAGUGUGCUAGACUGGGGUUCAUAUAGUGGCAGCUUUAUUAUUUGGGGACUGGUGGGCAGAUGUGAUAGAGCUGGAUCACUUACAUUGCAUCCUUUUCCUUUGGACCAAUGGGACAUGAUUUUCCGCAAACUGCACCGAGCUCUGUGUGUUCAGGGACUUGCAUUUCCUCUUUUGCAUGAUGAGCAGUAUCUAAUCCUGGAGCUGAGCUGCUGAAUUUGUAUCUGCCUGUAAUGGAGCAUUGAAAUUACAAGAAAAGGGAAGCAGAGCUGUGUGGCAGCUGCAGAGCUUCAUGAAUAUUAGUUGAAGAGGAAAUUUAUUUUACCUAACCAGAGAACUUCCUGUGUUGGUUGUCUGUACUUCUAAAGAUCUAGAAAUUACGUAUCAAAGAAAGUGCAACAUUGACCAGAGAUGUGCUUGAGCAGCAUUUUAGCGAUUUGAAAGGGACCCUAAAGAAGCUUCUGGAUGAGCGACUGAUGUCCCUACUGCAGGAAGUGGAUGUCAUAGAGCAAGAGAGCAUCAAGCCCCUGGAUGAAUGCCAGAAGCUGAUAGAGCACGGAGUCAGCACGGCCGAUGAUCUGCUCCGGGAAGGAGAGAGUGCAGUCGAUGGAGAUGUGGGAACACAGAAUGAGAAACUUUGCAACUUUACAAAAAAAGCUUUACAUAUUCAGCUAGAUAGCUUACCAGAAGUGCCCUCCUUGGUUGAUGUGCCUUGUUUAUCUGCCCAGCUGGAUGACUGCCUCCUUACUAUACUGAAAAAUCAAAUAUUCAGACAUGGAACUGUGGCAUCUCGCCCACCUGUACAGCUGGAGGAAUUUGUGGAAAAGCCUGGAGGUAUUUUAGUCCGAUGGUGUAAGGUGGAUGAUGAUUUCAUACCCCAGGACUACCGGCUGCAGUACCGCAAGAGCACUGCCAGCCACUUUGAGGAUGUGUAUGUGGGCUCGGAGACAGAGUUCAUAGUGCUGCACAUUGAUCCCAACGUGGAUUACCAGUUCCGGGUGUGCGCCCGCGGGGACGGGCGGCAGGAGUGGAGCCCCUGGAGUGUCCCCCAGAUUGGCCGCACCACGCUGGUCCCCCACGAAUGGACAACUGGUCUGGAGGGUUACAGCUUGAGCAGCCGAAGAAACAUAGCACUUCGGAAUGAUUCUCAAUCGUGUGGUGUGCUCUACUCCAAAGCUCCUACUUAUUUCUGUGGGCAAACAUUAACAUUCAGAAUUGAGACCGUGGGCCAGCCAGACCGACGGGACAGCCUGGGAGUGUGCGUGGAGCAGCAGAAUGGCUACGACUCCCUUCAGCGGGACAAAGCUGUGUGCAUCAGCACAAAUGGGGCAGUAUUUGUAAAUGGAAAAGAAAUGACAAACCAGCUGCCUGCUGUUACUUCUGGCUCGACUGUGACAUUUGACAUGGAAGUUGUGCAGUUGGGACCCUGCAGCAACGAGGGAGGAAACUUCAAGCUUCGAGUAACCAUCAGCUCCAACAACAGAGAAGUGGUCUUCGACUGGGUACUUGAUCAGUGCUGUGGAUCUUUGUAUUUUGGAUGUUCAUUUUCAUACCCAGGCUGGAAGGUUUUGGUGUUUUAGCAGUGAGUAAAGUUAUUUUUUGUUCUUGCUGUAAUGUUAAAAGCUGAGUUUCCAGCUGUUUGACAACAAUCUUGUAACAAACCCCUGUCUUUAUAGUACUUGAACUCCACUAUAUUGUACUUCAUACUGGAUUCAUUUAAACAAUAAUUGUGAAACAUUUGAUUUGUUACUCUGGAAAAAGCUAGACACAAGCAUUUGUGUAGGCAAAUUAAUUUAAGCAGUCCAUCAGACCUUUCCCUUUUUUCCUCCAGACUUGAUUUUUGUCAGUAUUUCAUUGUACUCGUCUCAGGGUACGCGCGUUGUGUAGAAUUAACUUUGCUUAAAACUGCUGCUCUGUAAGCAUUUUAGGGGUGGUAAUGGACCAAAGUUGUAUUUAUACCACUCAGAGCACAGUAUUUAGAGUGGCAAGGUCCUGCUCUGCUUCCUUGUGCACGAUGCUGCCUUAGGAGUCUGAGUGGACAGUGGGGCCCACCUGUGGCAGCUGCUUCCUCCGCGCAUGGUACUGUUUGUCCCUCCGGAGCAGGGACAUCUGAGCCAGCCUGUUCCUGUCUCACUUAAGUGCCUUAUUUCAAUACUUCUUGAACUGUUUUCUGUGUUGUCACUUGGAAUGUUUUCUAGAGUAGCUGCAUGGUGAUACUUACAUCAACGGUGCAAGGCUGCCUCAAGCAGACCAACAGCCAGCGCAGGAUGUUAUCCUGAUCGUCUCUGAAUGUCUUCCCUGGUUACAAUUCACAUGGAUCCUGUGUCAGAGACAGUCUCAGUGAUUUGGUACCUGGCCUCAACCUGUGGAUUGGCAGCUGUGGUUCCUCAGAGCCCUCCUACCAUGCAGAGACAACCUUCUCUUACUGUCUGACAACACAAGGGCUGUUGUGAUAUGCAGGAUUCCUGGCAAUCCCAAAUUCUGCCUGGGAAUGCUGUGCAGUCAGUGCAGGUGUAUGGUCCCAGUACUGCAGACAGACUGGGCUGACGCAGCUGUGCCUGCUGCUGGAGCUCCACCUGGAGUAAGGGAGAUGGGCUUUGGGAGUGGGCUUCAGGCAGACCCUGCCUGCACAGAUUUAACCUGGGGCAGUCAGAAUUGAAGAGAGGGUGGUAAUUAAGCUGUCUCCAUAGAAUAGGAUGGGAUAAAAAAUAUUGUGAAUUAAAUGACUUGGAGUUCAGAAAUUAUAUAAAGUUACAUAUUUUUCCUCUAAGGAGCAACUACAAUGGGUAAGCUCAGUCUCAAAAGAGAGCUUAUUCCUGGUCAAAAGAUUUUAAUGCUACUGGAUUUAAAGAAUAUUUAAAAGCAACACUCACUGAGGGGUUUCUUACCUCAUGUUCAAUUAAAAUUAAAUAUAUUUUAUCACGUUAGAAUAGCAUUAUUUUUAUAAAGCCUAGACAAUCAUACUGCCUUUCCUUCAGUGGCAAUGUGCUACAUUAGCCCUCUAUAUUACCAUAAUAAGCUUAAAGCAUAAAAGCUUAUUUUACAAUUAAUUAACAUUGCCCAUACUCACACUGUCAGUACAUCAGCCAUCCUGCCUGAAUUUUUCCCCAAGCAGCUGUAGCAGGGGUACAAGAACUUCAGACAAGGAGAAUGGCUGUUGGUAUUUAUACCAUUUACAAGAAAAAAAAAUGCAUGCGGAUUUAGAUGGGUGCUGCAAAGAACCUGCACGAGGCAGGGUUAGGUUGGAAUUGGCUGUAAGACAUGAAGUGAGAAAGACUGAACUGCUGCAGGUCAGAUCAUCCACUGUUAGCAGCAAAGGCCUGCAGUACUGUCAGUUUUUCAAGCUUCACUAGUUCAGUGUCAGGGAAAAAGAAUACUAGCUUAUCCUGUUACUUUAAUUCUCCUGUGAAGAGUGUUUUCAGUACUUUUACAAUAAGAUUCAGUAGAUGAAAGUGUCAGUCCUGUUCAGAGGGUCAGGCUGGCACUCCAGAUAGCAGCUGACUUAAAUCUUGCUCCACAUAGUAGUGCUGGCAGUUUUAUUUACACACUUCAGGUAUCAGGUACUAGUUGUAACUUCGUACUUUUACGAUAUGGAAACUAAAAUUGUGAAUAUCCACAUUUCUGAGGUACCAACGGGUCAGGUACCCUUUAAUCUGCUUUUGGAGGGGCUGGUCAGACUGUAGAUUCUGCAGGAUACUUACAUAUUAGAAAAUAAAAAGCUUAAACCUUGAAUUCAGGUACUUCCAGAGGUGGCAAUGCCGUGUCAGGUUGUCCAGAAUAUACAUAAAAGCAGCUGAAGGUGACUGUGAAGGCCAUGGGAGACCCCUACUGCUGCCCGGGAGAGCUGAGGAAGGCAAGAGAAGUUUUUUCUGCCUUCAGGCUUUAGCUGUGUGUUAAACGAGGGCAGAUUGCCAAUCGUUCUUUCAUUGUUACUGUGUUUUUGUUUUUUAUUUGAACUUGGCACAAGCCUUGCUGUCCAAAUUCCAAAUGAGGUACUUUCAGCCACCUCUUGGAGCUGCACCUUGUGAAUGGGGGAGGAGUGAAGAGUCUCAGGGCAAGAGACCUGAGCACUAAAGGAACAAAGGAUGCAAAGAAGUGGAAGAGGCUUGAAGUAAAAAGUGUAAAUUCUGUUCUUCUGCAGCAGAGUUCAGCUGGAUGGAAAACCUGACACUUCCUGUACAAUUUGCACCUAUAGCUCUUGGAGCUCUGCAAGUAACAGUGUUAAUGGCUUAUGAAACCCAAUCCUGAAAGUUGUUUUCCUAAGCUAGUACAUUCACUUACCUCAACUAAGACUUGCGUGUCAAGAGAAAUUUGAAUUUUUUUAAAUAAAAAUUUUAUCCCUCAA
Molecule: messenger RNA, 5411 nt
Organism: Corvus hawaiiensis (hawaiian crow)
Lineage: Eukaryota; Metazoa; Chordata; Aves; Passeriformes; Corvidae
Gene: CRLF3
Product: cytokine receptor like factor 3
Exons: 9
Coding region: 1543-2646 (367 amino acids)
Molecular function (GO): protein binding
Source: RefSeq, a predicted model, not a curated record